Molecule: messenger RNA, 1068 nt
Organism: Hirsutella rhossiliensis
Lineage: Eukaryota; Fungi; Ascomycota; Sordariomycetes; Hypocreales; Ophiocordycipitaceae
Exons: 5
Coding region: 1-1068 (355 amino acids)
Source: RefSeq, a predicted model, not a curated record
AUGGCACCUCACUGGGGCACACAGAAGUGCCCCAAAGCUGAUCGUUUCCAUUGGCGCAUCCGAGACGAGAACAAAGACUCUUCUUUCUGCCCCUUUUGCGGGAAAGCCUGGCCCCAGCCGAUUGUUAUAUCAGACACCGAGUCCCCAGCAGUCCAAAGCUCUCCAUCGAAUCAACCUUCCGCUCAGGUCUUCGGCCCAGCUCGACCGUCAGCUCGAAAGCGGGACCGGACGAUCAACUUUCAAAACCAUUGGAAGUCUUCCGUUAAACGUGCUACUGCGUACUGCAGGACGGCAGAGGUAGAAGACCCUUACGACCAUCCACUCGGACUGCCGAUCCGUGUCAACGCUAUCCUCUCCCGUGGCGAGCAGCAAGCUGGGUUUUUUUUGUCGAAGAAACAGGAUCCGAUUGGAGUGUUGAGCUUGACCCUUUCCCACACGACGAUUAUGCCCAUAGCCAUGCGAUACUGUCACGAGGAGUGCGGAGUCUACUUCGAGGAUCAGCUCCACAAUAAUAUGCGCUGGGAGAUUGGCAGCCGUUGGCAAAAGCUUCACUCCAGCGGGCACGGCGGAUUGAAGAGGGUCCCGCACCGCGGUCUUUCUGUUUGCGACCUCUUUUUCCCGCAUGAUGUAAAAUCUGGCAAGUCCCGCAAGAGCUGGGAUGUAAGCGAGGGUCAUAUCGUCGUCUGGAUCGCCUUCCAGGUCGAAGAACCUAACCCUCGUGCCCCGAAUGUCGGUCCGAAGCGGAAAAGGAAGAGGAAUGCGUCUCCUAAUGUCAGGGGUAGCAUCCAUAUCAAGAAAGAACGCAUCAACGCUACCCGAUUCGAAAUCCAAUCCUCACGGCGCCGGUCGGUACCGGCUCGCGAGGAUAAUGAGCAAGAUGAGGGGCCAGAUGAGGGGCAGGACGGAGAUAAGGAUGAGGAAGAUGAAGAUGAAGGAGAUGAAGGAGGCGAGAGCCUCUUUGCCAACGAAGCUCAGGGUCCCUCAGCUCCCUCUGCAGACAUAGAGGCAGCAGUCUCUCAAGGGCCGGCCUUCAACACUAGGCACCUCCAGGAGAGACGACGAGGCUAA